GGGGGGGGGGGGGGGUAUUACAAUGCAAUGCAGGAAUUGCAGUUAUCGAGAUACUUUGGAAUCAACGUUGUGGUUUCUGUUCCUCCAAAGCUGUUUCACUUCAAGGCAGAUUGCUGUGAUAACUUAUGCUGAGCACCUAUUUAUACAAUCUUAAAUAUAAAAAAUAUUACUAAAAAUGAUUAAUUGUGCUACCCUGACACAAUUCAUCAUCAGAGAUGAUUAGAUUGACAGAGAUGUUAAAUUCCAAAUUACACACACUGAUUGCUUUGGAUCAUGUUUCCACAUCCAUUUGUAUCAUCUCCAAUUCUCCUUUCAGUACGGUCAGAGUUAUAGCUGAGCUUCACCUAAACAUGCACUCUAUUGAACAUACAUUUUAAGGGUUUUUUUGUUUUGUUUUUGUUUUCAAGAGAUAGGAGUACGAUUACGCAGCUCCAAAGCUUGUAUUGCUACCAAGCUACCAAGACUGGUAAAUUUGAACAAAAGGGACAGAUCUGCGGAGAUACAGAUAGUAUCAAUACACAACGCAUGGGCAUCACCAAUUUUUACAUCUUGAAGACUAAAACUAGUGUACCUACUGAUGCUCCAGACCACCAUUUGGGGGCUGUCAUUGAUUUUAUAGGCCACCAGAUAGACAUCUGUGCUUACCAGCUCUUUUUCAGUAAAAUUCAAAAGAAAACCUCAGAGCUUGGUCAGAUAUCAUCUGCCCGUCACUAGUAUUUUUCUAUACAGUGCAUAAGCAACAAAGACUAUGCUACAUUUAAGCAGUGCUGUGUGGUACAGUGCUAGAGUAAAUGCUGUUUCUGUCAACCCCGCAGAUGUAGUAAGCAGUGCCAAUGAUACCAGAACUUUACAACUACUUAAUAAGUACGGUAAUAUGAACAAACCAGGACCAAUCCCACUGGAUUAUAACUUUUUUUGGAUUCAGAGCAGUGCAAUUUUAUGAGUUAUUUUUCCCUGAAGUGAGAGGAUGUGAAAAUCAUCCCCCGCACAUCGUGAUUUCAAUCAGAUAUUUCUCAAGUAUUUGGGUUAAAAGUCAGAACCAUUGGGUAAAUUUUAUUCCACUUCAUUUGUUUCUAAGGUUUCAAAACUGCAAAUUGGACAAUGUCAGUGCAGCCAAAAUGAAAUUCAUGUAAACUAGUUGAUUUAAGACCUGAACAUUGUUCGUAAUUCAAAAGAUAAAGUCCAUAAACUAUAACUAUUGCGUUUGCGUAAACAUGUACAACACUGCAUUUAAAUGUAGAAAGGGACAAAUGGGGUCUGAAGGAGCACAGCACAAAUUGUUCAAUUUAACCCGAGACCCGCCUCUGACAUGGCAUAUUACCAAUCAGGAUUACAGGAUUAUGGAGUGGCACCUGGAAUGACCAAUCACAUUUUAAAAAGGGGUCCAUGCCCCCCCAGGCCACCUAUUCAGACUCGCCCCUGGCUCUGCGACCUUCCUCUGAAAAUUAUAUAUAUACACUUGGUGGUAGUUUAAUAUAGCAGACUUAGGCCGAGUUCGGACAGAUCGUAAUUAGAGAGGCUGUUAACCGGCAGGUUAAACCACGACCAUUUGCUUUAGUGCGAAUAAUACUCGCUCAAAUUUAAUCAAGGUCAAAAUACACCGUCAGUAGAGUUCGCUGGCUUAAGUUUCUUCGUACACCGAUAACGGAAAUAUCACGUUAUGGUAGCUAACAGCACGAGGACGGGACAACAAAGGAGCUAUGACAACCGACAGGAGGCUCCUGCUCGAUUCUGACCGAUAACAGCGUCCGUCAGAAGGCUAGAGACAGACAUUACAAACACGUGCUGCCUAUUUAGCACGCCGAGUCACGUUUCAGAAACACAGAGCUGUCUGUAAAGACUUUAAAUAUGUAUUUAGACAGGGCGUCUUUAGAGCUACGUGGCUAGUAGCUACUACAGUUAGCUCGCACGCCGCUGGGCUGCCUGGUCCUUGUGUGGUGAUUUAUGGAGAGGAAAAACACGGCAGCCCCCACCCAGGCCCGAGCUCUGCGUAUGACUCCGCUCGAGAUAACUCCUUCACUUACAAAGACCAACUUUCAAAGAAAAGAUAGUUAUUAAAUUACUUAUUUCUAAAAAAGUUUUAGUUCUUCAAUGAUUAAAGAAUAUAUAUUAAAACUCACCCCAACAGCUUUCAGCACUGUCACCAGCGCCGCUAGAAGCAGCACGGCACAUUACGUAGUGAUUAGGGAAGCGGAUAUCGCGAUAUUUGACAAGGUUAGCGCUGCCAAAGAGCCUUUAGAAAGAGAGAGUAAACCCUUUCCGCGCUGCUCCUGAUGGGUAACUUUGACUGUGAUUGCGCAAUGAUCCUUUUGAGAUUGGAAAUAUGAUAGCGAAUUACUCAUUGUUGUAUCAUCAAUACUCGUGCAACUGGAAAUUAAUGUUUUGUAUUUUCAUGUAUCACCACGUCAUGCAUCAGUGCAGUUCAUCUGAACACAACAAGUCCAACCUUUACGCUCUCGGUCGUGGCUGAUCUUCGCUCCUGUUACAGUUUCUGGAGCCACACGUUGCAACUUUGGGAUGUAUUCAAGAAUGAAAUCGAGUCGGGCUAAUGUCAUUUAGGGUUACAUUACCUAUGGAUAUAACUAUUCACCCCCCCUGCAUAAUGGUAAUAUUAAAUGCUGAAACACAGAGGCAAAAUGUUUUGAACCUCCCGUUGUUAAACAUCUUGUCGAUCAUUUUCACCGAUUUCAAGAUUCCUCUGGGUUUGCCCUGUUCCUUCCACAAGGACUUCUUCACCGCUCCAACCCCUUGAACCCAUGACGGCUAUUCAAAGGACUGCAAAUCCGAAAAAGUGAAGGUUGUGGGAUGGAAAAUACUGCGCAAAAGUUAUCAUACUGUCCAAAUAAAAUAAUAACUUGUUCCUAAAAGUCAACAAUAAAACUAAUUAUGUGCCACUAUUACAAUGUUGAGGAAAGAAGCACCCCCAAAUAAUAUGUGCCGAUAUAAAAUAGUCUUUUGCCUAUAUUUUAAUAUUCAUCUGAGGUCAUGAAAAAUAUAUAUCCAAAAGAUAUUCUGUGAAUAUAGGAAAUCAAAUCUCAAUACAACAACAUAACCACAACUUGUAACAGAUAGUGUGAAAAAUAAAACCCUGAUUUUUCUCAAGGUGAUUUUAUUAUGUACGUAGACUAAUUAGUAAUGAUUAUGUAGCCUGGCCGGGCCAUCCUGUUGCGUGAAUCACUUGAUGUUCCUCAAGUUCAUGUUCAUGUUCAUCAAGUGAUUCACGCAACAGGAUGGACCGGCCAGGCUAAUGAUUAUGUGCUCAUACGUGUAUUUUUUAUCUCUUGUGCAAAAUAUUUUUAUCUUAAGGAGACGAGUUAUUAUUUGUUUGGGCAAACUAAUAAUUUGUGCACAAGAUAAUUAUCUGCAGGGCUCUUUGUACUUUUUUGUAUGCACAAGAUAGCCUUCUCUUGAGUAAACAAGACAUUUAAUUUGAUCUUUUUAAAUUUUUUUUUAAUGAAAUCAUCAUUUGUUGCCAACUUUGGACCAAUGUUAACUAAGGCCAAAUAUAUGAUGCCUUAUCUUUUUUUUAAUGUGUAUUAAUUUACCUACUUUAUCGGGGGGAGAAGAGAUAUUUUAUGAACUAAAUGGAAAUGCUGAAUUUAUGAACUGUAGUUUGAAUGAGUUUGAAUAUUUGUGUAAACAGGGCAACCACAAUUUAUUCGUACAUUAUAUCCACCUUUAAAAGGGGCCUAAUGAAUUAUAUCACUAUUUUCAGUAAGAAAUUUAUUUUUGCUACUGUCUUUCAACGAACUGAAAAAGUAAUUAGAAAAAUUAUUGGAAGAAUUGUGUGAAAUCGGUUUGAGAUGGAGGACAACCACAAGUCUGCCACAAUACUGUGCACAUAUGGGGCUUUAUUUUGUUUUGUUUUUUAUUUUAUUUUAUUUUAUUUAUUUUCUUCUUUUUUUUCUCAUUGUGUGACUCUGAUUUUGUGUAUAUUAUUUUGUGUAAUUUAUGUUUAUACAGAAAAUGAAAUUGUUGUACUCUGUGGCACAUGGAAAUAAAAAUUUAAUAGGGAAAAAAAGAGAAAUCGUCAUUUGUCUGUUCUAGUUUGAUGAUUACAUUGUGCAUAAGAUGAUUUCUUACACUGCGAUUAAAAUUAAAACGUCAUAAAUAGCCUAAAUACACAAAAAGGACAUUCGUUUUCACUUGAUUCCAAAAAAUAAAGCAUUAAAUUGUCUCCCAUCUUAGAGACUAAUGAAUACAUAAAUAAAACAAGUUGUUAUCGCUGUUCAUGUGGGUGUCACAAUCAGCUGAGGGAAAAUUACUGGAAACACAACACGAUAUUUAUGUUUGAACAUGGUUAAUGCUCAUUUUCACUUCAUAAUAUUGGAUUGAUUACAUUAGAGUCACGUAUACAGUACUCACGCUUGUUAUUAAAAUCCAAAUACCCAAACUCCCCAGCAGAUGGCGGUAUUAUCCCGAACAUAAUUUUUAAUACAUGAAGAAGAAAAUACGGAAGUGACGAUUCGUUCACUGUCAAACGGAUACGGUAGGUCUUGACAACAAACCCGAGAGAAGAGUAUUUUUUUUAUUUAAUUAACGACCUAAUCCGUCUACUUACAGAUAUUUGAGGUCAUGCUAUAGUUUUCACAUGUCGCUAUUGAGGUACUGAAGUUGCUUCAGCCAAAAAGGAGAUAAAGUCUGCUGUUUGAAGCUGAUACUGUGAGGCUUACAGAGCCCACCUGAGCUGCUGUUGAGAAGCCUUCAGCCUUCAGGUGUUCAUACCUUCCAGGUGGUUCAAUGGCCUGUACUCUAGAAAAAGUAUUGGGUGAUGCCCGGACUCUUUUAGAAAGGCUGAAAGAGCACGACACGGCCGCCGAGGGUCUGAUAGAGCAGUCCGGGGCCCUGAACCACAGAGUCCAGACCAUGAAGGAGGUGGGAAACGCUCUGCCAGACAAGGUGAGGACAAAAACACAGGAGAUCUAGUUUAAACACAGUAUUACAUCAAGCUGCUUUACUCAUUAACAUGCACAGACACUGCACUGGUACAACAGGACCUAUUUAAGUCUAGUUACUCCAGAAUGUAGGGUUUAUCAAGCCUUUGACAGCAGGAAGUUUUGGAUUGACUUUUCAUGUCUUCCUCAGAUUCAUCCUUCUCCCUCUACCCUCUCCUCCCAGCAUACAGAAGACUCUUCAGAGAUCCAGGAGCUGACCAAAUACAAGCCUCAUGUCCUUCUCACUCAGGAAAACACGCAGAUCAAGGAGCUUCAGCAGGAAAAUAAAGGUGAAAUAAACUCAACCUGCUCUCUGAAUUGUACAGAUGUUGUUGGAUAUCUUUGCCAUGUUCUGUAUUACUGUUUUUGCAGAGCUCUGGUUAUCUCUUGAGGAGCACCAGUAUGCACUUGAACUGAUCAUGGGCAGAUACCGUAAGCAGAUGCUCCAGCUGAUGAUGGCGAAGAAAGAGCUGGACACCAAACCUGUGCUCAGCCUCCACGAGGAUCACGCAAAAGUACACCCGCUGCUUGUAACGGAAAGUUAUCAUGUUGAAUUUAUUGUUUUUGGGAAAUUAAUUGUUCGUUUUUUUUUCCAAAUUUCUGCAGGAGGUGCAGAGCCAGUUGGAGAGAAUAUGUGAGAUGGGACAGGUGAUGAGGAGAGCAGUGCAGGUGGAUGAUCAGCACUACUGCUCUGUUAGAGAGAGGCUGGCACAACUAGAGGUCUGUACAGUACUCUUUUAGAACCGGGGACAGCUGGGGGGGGUUUUUCCACACAUUUGUGGGGGGAAAAAACAAAACAGAAAAUUGCAUAAAUAAUUAACUGUUUAUAAUUAUAAAUAGUAUCUGUUAUUGGCAUUGUUGGUUAUUGGUGAAGUUAAACUGGGCUGUAAUGCCUACACCAAUAAGCUACAUUUCUUUAAAAUUUUUGAUCAAACAUUAAAAUUGUAACUGUAGAAAAAAUCAUCCUAUCCUCCAAAUCUUUUUUUUUUACCUUAUGAUUGUUUUACCCAUUUUUUUUUUACCUCUACAACAUGAAGAAGAAAAACUGAAACUUUAAGGGGUACAAUCUACACUACCGCCCUCUAAUUGCCCCCAAAGUUAAUUUAUUAAAUCCUCUUUUCCAGUCUUCUUUUUAGUUUUAGUUACCUGCUUAUAGUUUAAAAACCGGCAUUUUUCUCUGUGACCUUAUUAUACCAAUUAUAACAUAACUGAUUAUGUGUAAAUAUAGAACAUUAUCUUAUCAUUACUGUUUCUGUAUGGAACCAGUGGACCUCUGUAAAUAAAUAUAUAUUGACAUUAUUUAUUAUUACCUGUCUUAAACACAUAUUCUUUCUUCAAUAUCGAGAACUAAGUAACCAUUUUACACUUUUCCCCCCUGAAAAUGUGGUUUAUUGAUUUCCCACAGUCAUAUUAUGAUGAAUAUGGCCAACGGAGCAAAACACAGUGCAAAAAAAACAAAAAUAAGUGCCUUAACUAAAGAUAUUGUAUCUUCCAGUUGCAAUAUAACACAUACAUACACGUCUUCCCCUUUCCUCAAAGUAACUGGUCCCAAUCCCUCUUUCUAAACCCACAGAUUCCAGACACAGGUAUAGAUUAAGUCAAAGUAUUUGUUAUUAAUUAGAUAUUGCAUUGACUUUUGCCAAUUUUAGGGUGUGCGACAUGUGCUGCGGACAAUUCUGAGACACUAUAAACAAUAUUUGAGUCAACUAUACCCCUUUCUUCUUGUAAUUUUUUGAUGCUUAAAAGAAAAGCUGCAAACAUUUGAGCUGACACCGAUAAAACCGAGAUUGGUCAAUAUUGGUUACAAUAUCUUGACACUUGCGUAACACUGCAUAGUGUCAUACUCAUGGUAGGUUAAAAUGUGAUUGGAAGGGUCUGGUCUUACAAGAAGGGACUCAGUCUUAUCCUCUUUUGAUAAAGGUCUUUGUCUAGAUUUGUUCUUUUGUUAAAAGUCUCGAGAUAACAUUUGGUGCUAUAUACAGAAAGACUGAGUAACCUCAAGUGUAUUAGGGUGGAACUAAAUACCAAGAGAAGGUGGGAUGUGAUGUGAUGUUAUGUAUUUGGGUUUAACUUUUCAUUUCUGUCUUAAAGUAGUUUCCUUUUUUUUUUUUGUAUAUUUUUCUCAGAUUGAGAACAAGGAGCUGCGAGACCUCUUAGUCAUCAGCAAAGCUUCAGUGAGGACAGCAAGAGAAGAACCGAAGCAGCCAGCAGCAGAACAAGAACAAGAACAAAGCCAGAAAACCCCAGAGCCAGCUUCUGAUGAGUGAGCAGAACAACUUAAAACCAGCUGUUAAUGGAGCAUCUUUCAGGACCAGGGGACAGGGUGGAUGUUCUCUUUACCUGAAUUCACCACUUCAUAUUUUUUUUACAUAAGACGGAGGCACCGUCAAACCACAGCAUAUUUUUUUAAGUGAAAGCCACUUAAACACAGCAUUCUGGCUAUAGCAAGCACCUACCUGUGAGUAGUUUCUGAUGGUAGCUAUUGUUCCUUUAUGUACAGCAUGUGUUUUGUCACUGCAGUCUUGUUGGAGUGAAUUUGACACAAACUUUGAUUUAAACUGAAAUAUAUUGGUUAUCACUGGUGGACACAGAAAUGUGCCAGAGUUAAAGCAAAGGGGAUUUCUUUUCUUUUUGGCCAAAGAAAGAUUUUCAAGGACACAGACUCUACCUCUUUGGUGCCCCUUUGCUGUUCACACACACACAAACUCCCAGUGUGUUUAUAAUCACCCAUACCUUUUGUUCAUCAUUAGGCCACUUUGUAUUUGACACCAUUUACAAAUCUGUGCUUGAUAAUCACUGCCAACAAUGUGACUUUUGGCUGUUUCACAGAAUGCCUGCUGAAGAGUGGAUCAUUUGUAUGUAAUGGUGUGAUUAUUUUAUGAAUUUGAUACGUUUGUCAGUCUGUUUGUAGAGUCCACAUAAAACAUGUUUUCCAUGUUUAGUUUUUUGAUUCUGGGUGUUAAACACUAGUUUUGUAGUUUAAAGAUUUGGAUACAGAGUAAUCAAGUGUACAAGCCAAUGGAACGUCUUUAUUCAACAAAUUAAAGACAUUGUUUAUUAUAGUGUGAUGGAAAUCAAAUGUUUGCAGGCUAUAUGUGAUCAGAAAUUAGAUAUUGUCAUCUCAGGAAAUCAGUGUUUAAAAGAUGGACAUGCUGUAAUGACUUCAUGACAGUUUACUGAUGUGUGUGUCGAAUGAAAUUCAUGUUAACACUUAAAAAUAAAUUUGAAAUAAAAAAUAAUGUGCA
Xyrichtys novacula (pearly razorfish) is the source of this 8179-nucleotide messenger RNA. Lineage: Eukaryota; Metazoa; Chordata; Actinopteri; Labriformes; Labridae. The record is from the annotation of a GenBank genome assembly.